Molecule: messenger RNA, 965 nt
Organism: Xiphias gladius (swordfish)
Lineage: Eukaryota; Metazoa; Chordata; Actinopteri; Istiophoriformes; Xiphiidae
Product: glucagon-1-like
Exons: 6
Coding region: 88-627 (179 amino acids)
Biological process (GO): response to starvation
Cellular component (GO): extracellular region
Molecular function (GO): hormone activity; glucagon receptor binding
Source: RefSeq, a predicted model, not a curated record
AGAGAACAGUUAGAUACAGACAGCAGCAACAAGCAGAGGAACUACCUGCACAGUGCUUUGGGAAAGAAAGAAGAAACGGUUACAACCAUGAAAGGCAUCCACUCCCUGGCUGGCGUCCUUUUCGUCCUCGGCUUUGUCCAGAGCAGCUGGCAGGUUCCUCUGACGACGGCCGACGACAGCUCAAGUUUCGAGGCAGAUGACACACUAGUGGAUGAGCUGAGGGAGCUGUCGAACAUGAAGAGACACUCGGAGGGAACUUUCUCAAACGACUACAGCAAAUACCUUGAGGACAGGAAGGCGCAGGACUUUGUUCGGUGGCUGAUGAACAACAAGAGGAGCGGCGCCGCAGAAAAGCGGCACGCAGAUGGGACCUUCACCAGUGACGUGAGCUCCUACCUCAAGGACCAGGCAAUCAAAGACUUUGUUGCCAGGCUCAAGUCUGGACAAGUCAGAAGAGAAUCUGAAAAGGACAGGUGGGGUGAAGCAUUCAGCAGGAGGCAUGUAGAUGGAAGCUUCACCAGUGAUGUGAACAAGGUGCUUGACUCCAUGGCUGCGAAGGAAUAUUUACUCUGGGUCAUGACCUCCAAGGCCUCCGGGGAAAGUCAGAAAAGACAAGUGGACCAAUGAGACACUCCUCACGGAACCCCUCUGUGCGCUGCACACAAAGCCAUAUACGGGAGGAAGAGAAAGCCAUACUGCUUUGCAUAUCGUAGUGUCCAAACUAUAUUUAAACUUGUCAGUCUUUUUUUACUUCAUUACUGUAUGUGUUGCAAAGAUACAAAAACUGCUACUCUCCUGUAGUGGUUACGGUGCACCACAGAGAAGAAAUGAAAUUGAGGCCAUAUUUUUUUCUACAAAAUUUAAAUUAUUUUCUAUAUUUUUAAGGUGAAAACAAGAACACAAAAAGUCAAAUCUCAGGUAGGCAAAUAGAAAACACAUGUAGUGUAGUUGGUUUUCAUUGAUGU